CUGAGGCACAGAUAGAGGCAAGUUUUACUGCCACUCCAAACUUCACAAAGCAACCUUACUUAGAAAAGAAAAUUCUGUGGAAGCAUGUUUAAUCCAUAAAGUUGCCUUAUGAUUACAUAAGAAUUUUUCUGAAAAAGAAGCAUGUCAGGAAACGUUGGAUGCCACUUUCUCGUCUGGGGACUUAUAGCCUUCUUGGGUUUGGCUCUGGUUAUAUCGCUCAUCUUCAAUAUAUCUCAUUAUGUGGAAAAGCAGCGGCAAGAUAAAGUAUACGGGUACUCUGAUGACUACAUUCCCAGGGAUGAUGAAUAUUUUCUUGAAGACAUACCAAUUUAUGGUAACUUAGAUGAUGUGGUCUCAGAACCCACAGAUGAAAAUUGCUAUGAGCAAAUGAAAGCCCGGCCAGAGAGAUCUGUGAAUAAACGGCAAGAAGUGGCCCCACCUGCACAGGCAGCCACUGAACCGCAGGUGUGCUACGGGGCACUAAAUCACAGCUGUAAGGCGAAGCUCAGAAAGCCCAGGAAGCAGGACGUUCCUGUGUCACACAAAGAUGAAGAUGAGCAACUCCGUGCAUUGGAUGCCAGCAUUUCUAAGACCACUUUGCUAGACAGUCUCCCACCGGGAGGCCAGGAAGUAGAGGAAAACAUUCAUGAUGAUCCCGUCAGACUGUUUGGAUUGAUUCGAGCAAAGAAAGAUCCUAUAAAUUAGCUGGACUAUUAUCUAGCUCACUGAUUCAGCUCUUACUGGUGAUGGUUGUUGAAGAAAACAAGGUCCCCACCUGACACAGGGCGAUAUGGCGGAGUGGUGGUCGGCUAGUUUGUUAGUGGAAUGGUGGUUUACUUCUAAUCCAGAGCACCUAAUCCUGCACAACAAAUGUAAUGCCGUGAAAACUAGUUAUUUGAAUUCACUUAAAAGUUGCCUAAGUAUUAAAAUGUAAAAUAAAAUCGAGUUUGCAAAUCGGGCUUGAUAGCAGAUUCACAACUUUAUCAACAACACUUUAUACUCAGGGAAAUAAACACUUUUAUUUUAAGCAUAAGUAUGUUCUGGAACACAUUGGAAGAAAAAUAAAAGUCAACAACUUUUUUGUUGUUAAAUUUCUCAGCAAUGUGAAGUGCCCCGUAAUUGGAAGACAUUUCUGAUUGCAAGAUGUGGGAGACAUUAAAACACAUUGCUAAGAGAAGGCAGCAGGAUAAUCUUCUCAGGUUUUUUUUUUUUUCUUUCCAAAUAGAAAUAACUUUAUUAGUUUUAAAAUUUUUUUAUAAAAAUAAUACAUGUCCUUUGCAACAAUUAGACAAAUAUCAAAAAGAAUUUUAAAAUGCCAAUAGCCAGAGAUAAUCACUAUUAGCAAUUUUUUAUAUAUCCUUCUAAAUAUUUUUCCUCACAUGUCCCUGUACAUAUAUCAGCUGCUUCAUUGUUUUUACAAAGAAAGGAGGUAUUAUUUUAUACAUAUUGUUUAAAUUUUUUUCACGUAACAGUAUAUUGAGUUACAUUUAAAUAUAACAAAAUAUAGUUCUAUAUCAUAAUUUUUAAUGUCUUCAGAGCAUCUCAAUAAUGGUUAUACCAGAUUUAUUUAAAUAAUUUUGAAAUACAGUCAGCUUGUUUCCAACUUCUGUUUUUUGCUUUUACAAAUAACAUUGGGAUGAGCAUGCGUCUCCACACAUGUGGGUACUUGUCUGACUUCGUUAGGCUAAAUGCUUAGAAAAGGAAUUGAUUGCUGUAUUAAAAGGUGUUCAUAUUUUGAAGCUUUUACCAUAAUGUACCUCCAGAAAAUUUGUAGUAAUUUACAUUUUCGCUAAUACUUUAAGAGAAUAUCUAAUUUCCCAUGCUUAUGCAAACAUUGAGCUUCAUUUCUUUUCUAGUAUACCCAUUCCUAUUUGCCAAUUUCAACUAUGUAUUUCUUAAUUUACUGAUAAAUUGUUUUUCCAUGUUUAUUGACAAUUUGUAAUUCUUCUUUUGUAAAUUGCUUACUCACAUUCCUUUUCUAUUUUUUUUCUUAUCAAUUUGUAAGAGUUCUUUACAUAUUAAGGAUAUUAACAUUGUCUAUAAAAAUGUUGAUGUUUUUCUCUUAGCUUGUCAUUUGUAUUUUGAUUUUUUUUCUGUUGUUUUUAUAGAAAUACUUUUAAAUUUGUCACUCCUCCCUUGUGGUUUCUGCCUUUGUUGUAAUGAUCAGAAAAGACUUCCAACCUGAAAAUUAUGAAAGUAGCCACUGUAUUGGUCUCAUUUUUUAAUUAUCUCAAAUUAAUUUAGGUAUAAGAAUAUCUUAUCUAAAAUUUGUCUCCCAAAUUUUAACCAAUUGUUCUGAUGAUUUAUUGACUGAUUAUUUGCUGGAUAUUCCAUCCUUUGACCACUGAUUAUAAAAAUCCUCUUUAUCAUAUAUCAAAUUCUUUCAUAUUCUUAGGUCUAUUCCUGCUCUUUCAUUGACUUGUCUUCUGGUAUCAGUACCAUAAUACUUUAGUUAUUUUUUUAUUUUAUUUUAUUUUAUUUUUUUUAUUUUACUUCAGGUGAAGGCUUACAGAACAAAUAGUUUCUCAUGAAACAGAAGUACACAUGUUGUUUUAUGA
Molecule: messenger RNA, 2558 nt
Organism: Trichechus manatus latirostris (Florida manatee)
Lineage: Eukaryota; Metazoa; Chordata; Mammalia; Sirenia; Trichechidae
Product: T-cell receptor-associated transmembrane adapter 1
Exons: 6
Coding region: 142-705 (187 amino acids)
Biological process (GO): positive regulation of T cell receptor signaling pathway; negative regulation of receptor recycling
Cellular component (GO): T cell receptor complex
Source: RefSeq, a predicted model, not a curated record